AUGAAUCCCGCUCCACACGCACCAAACUAUCCCAUAGCGUCUCUGUACGUUGGUGAUCUAGCAACAGAUGUCACCGAAGCUAUGCUGUUCGAGAAGUUCAGCACUGUUGGGGCUGUGUUGUCCAUCAGAGUUUGCCGUGAUAUAGUCACUCGUCGUUCGUUGGGCUAUGCUUACGUGAACUUUCAACAACCCGCUGCCGGUAAGAAAUUUACGAAGCUUCGCUAGCUUUUUAAAAUGUGAUUUCAGGUCUUAGCUUGAACAAUAUGUGUCUUAAUUCGUUUCUUUCUCGGUUUUAAAUUCCUUACAGCGGAACGAGCGCUGGACACGAUGAAUUUUGACCCGAUCAAAGGAAGACCAUGUCGUAUUAUGUGGUCGCAGAGGGACCCUUCUCUUCGCAAAUCUGGCGUGGGUAACAUUUUUAUCAAGAAUCUAGACAAAAGUAUUGACAACAAAGCCCUGUACGAUACCUUCAGUGCCUUUGGAAACAUCCUCUCUUGUAAGAUUGCUCAAGGAGAGGAUGGCAACUCGAAAGGAUAUGGUUUCGUUCACUUCGACACGGAGGAAGCGGCCGAGGAUGCUAUUGCUAAAGUCAACGGCAUGUUGUUGAAUGACAAAAAAGUGUAAGUCGAAAUUUUUUUCCUUUAGGUAGAGAAAAUCCGAAACACAAGGAUUUUUUGUGUUUUUACUCCUCGAGUUUCAUUUUCAGUGGACAGAUCAUGAAAUAUUCGGUAUUGGUAUUAAACGUUCUUAUCAUGAAUGACCCGUGACGCAUGGUUUGCACCUCUCAGGGUUUUAUCAUGUCCCGAGAUUUUUUGAUCCUGGUGGCGUAUAAUAAUUGCGAAAUCUGGAAACACGGCCUCGAUAAAGUUUGUUUGUAGGUCUCGACUUUGGUUUGGAUGUGGUUUCUCUCUCUUUGUUUGGAUUGGCGUUUUCGAUAAGAAUUCUUUACAUUUUCAAGAUCAAAUGGUGUUGUUAGUGCGUAAAAUUUCUUUUGUGUACCAAUUAUUGCAACACGUAGCAAAUUGAUCUCUGACAUCUCUUCAGCAAUCCUUCUUAGUCAGACUGCUUUUAGAUAUACAGGGUUUUUUUUACCAGUAACACCAGCUUAGCCUACUGUUUAAUUCUACAGGUGGGCGGUUUUAGUGAACCAAUGCGUACAGUAACAUCAAAAUCAUCCACCCUCGUGACCUGCCCGCUGAAACUUCUUUUUUUCAAAGUUAUCUUUGAGGGUUUAGUUUUCCCUGCAUGAUGUUGAUUCGAUGCAAGUUGUUUUGUAGACUUUAAAAAAAGUCCUUCGUCGGAUUUAAUAUGGCACAGGACAAAGGACUUUUCAUACUUUAUUGGUACCAGUUUUAGCGACCCCAAACCGGGUCGCUGCACUUAUACCGAUCAAAGUAGCUCGUUGGGACCCUUGGGGUUAAAGUUGUCACACACAAGUAAUUAAGCGCAUUAAAACGUGACUUGUCCAUUGCGAAAGCAGAUUCUCUUGUGGCGACAGAUGGAGGGAACAAUCAAAGCAUAAUACGUUCAUAAUUUGUCUGCCUUAACCGGACCUGGGGAAAGUUUGGCUUUUCAGCUGGCUUUAUUACUUUUGACAGUUUUGGCAAGGAUUACAAUACCAUCGUCUUGGUGAUUGUUCUACUGAUUGCUCAAAGAUCGGGUCUCAAAAAGCAAUUCCUGUUGCAUCGGAGAUGACUACUAAAACAGCAAGAGGGUAUUUUGAGAUCUCAAGAGAAACUAGAGUACUCGCUUUCUCAUGAAAAUUCCCGGAAUCCACUUGUGUUGUUGCAUCACUACAUAACAGCCACGCGAUCAAAAUGUCGGUCAAUGAGGAAGAACAUCAUGUGCUACAAACAGGGCUCUUUCAAUUCCUUGCUGUGAUUUUUGUUUCGCACUCGCCGGUAUCUAAGAUCUGAAGGGUGCAUUUCCGUUUCAUUGACUUGAGAUCUUUGUUUGUGACAAUUUUAACACAAAGUACAUAAAUUUGCUUUUUUGAUGUCGGAGAGCGGCAUACAUGUUUGAUUGUUUGUAGUACAUUCUGCUUAUGAAGUCUAGGACUAGCAUUUCACUUUCUUGGCUUGAAGGACAAGGAUUAUUCAUUCCAUAUAUUUUUCAUAAUCCAAACAAUGUUCUCACAACUUGAAUUACAAAGUGAUCAUCAAGGGUCUUGCCAGCAGAUUUGUUUUCGUGUUCAUAGUCAACAAAAUAAAUCUAAGUCGUAUUUUAUAAACAACCUACAGAAGACUCUAGACCAAAGAUGAAGACCAAGACUGUUUCAAAUCAUUAACAAUGAGACUUGUCUCUCGCUACUGUCUUUAUAAUAUUAUUUAGAUGCUGACGGGACAAAAGAGAUGCUUUUUUAUGUCUUUGUUUUGAUCUUAGGGAAACAAACAUUGAUUGCACAAAGUUGUUUGAUUGUGCUGAAUCACUGCAACUUCGAGAAGAACAGAACCAAGUAUCAUUGGUACACUACUCCAUUGUAGGCAGUCUGUGAGUAAAAAGCCCCUUUAAUUCAUGCUCCUAUUUUCUAUUUUCAUCUGCUUUUAGCUAUGCCACCAAGUGGAUGUCCCGCAGAGAGCGUCAAGAAAAGCUUGGAAACCAAAUAAAAAAGUUUACCAACGUGUAUGUCAAGAACUUUGGUGAAGACAUGGAUGAAGCUAGGUUUAAAGAGCUUGUGGACAACUUGGGAAAAGUUCUGAGUUUGAAGGUGGUAACAAGUGAUGGUGGACGUUCAAAAGGGUUUGGAUUUGUUUCUUUUGAGACUCCCGAAGAAGCUCAAAAGGUAAUGAGUGUCAGGGUUCUCAUCUCGUUUUUAAGUAGCAGGGCUCAAAGUUUAAAUUUGAGUUUGGGAGCACUUGUGCUACCAGAUGUAAAUUUUUAGGCGCACUGCCGAAAUUUUAGGAGCACAGCUUAUAAUGUUGGGAGCAUCUAUUUCAAAAGAAAAAGUAAAAAGCUUAACAGUGCCACGUUUAUUUGUCAUCUUCGGUUUGUUACUGUGAUUGAUAAAACACAGCCGAUUUGCUACGCAGUAAUACCGUUGUGAUUUUCAAGACUAGUUUCUCUUUUUGACAGUACAGUUGUGUCUAAAGAAAACUUACACUUGAAAAACAAUUCAAAACUGACAACAAUGAGUGUGUCGAACGAGAAUGAAAAUUAACCUUUAAUGAAUCUGUUAAAUGCGCAACGACUUACAUGUAACUAGAAUACGACUUUAAAAACUUUCUUACCUUGAAAAAAAGGCUCUUAACCCGCACUGUUUUUGUUUUGAUUGACGUUAAAACUGAAUGUUUGACAUGAUCGUCCGUUGCCCAAAAAGUACGUGUUUCGUUCGUAGCAUAUAUUUGCAUGUGUCAGCGGUGUUUAUCACAAAACAGAAGAGUCUGGGAUGGAGUAAAACAUCAAAACGAAAAAGAACAUUCAAGUUCGUAGAAUCCAUUGGGAGAAAAGACCAAUUAAACAUACACGGUCUUUCUAGUUCGAGUUCGUAAGUAUAGUCGGAAGUAAGUCAGUCGCAUUGUGCUUUGGGUUUUACGGCGCACAGGUGCGACUACACAUGAAUUUUUAGGCGCACAACUAAAAAUCUAGUCGCAUAUGCGACCAGUUAGUCGCUAACUUUGAGCCCUGAGUAGACAGCUAGGAUGUAAAAGUAGGUGUCUUGGUAAUCAAGUGGUGUAGGCAAGUUGAGGCUUUCACUCCUUCACUUUACCCAUUUCCCCCAAAAGUGGCUCAGACCUCAAGCAGCCAGUUUGUUAUCCAGUUGCAGGCACUUAACGAGAACCCUGCACUGUGCUGAUGUGUCAGAACUUGCACCUACUUACUACUUAAAAACUGUUAAACAGACAAAUAUCUGGUCAAAGCUUUCAAAAUACGGAAUAAUCGAAAAAGGAGUGUCGACUUACUUUUGAACAGUACAUUACUCUAUCCUCCUUGCCUUGCUUGUGGUACUGAUGGAGAAAUUUUUGGUCAUUCCAUUCUUAUGACUUUUUGGAGAAUCAAGAUGGUGGUUAAGAAUGCAUGCAAAGACUUUUAAAGUUCAGUCAAACCUCCACCAAUGGCCACCUCACAACAGGGUCCUUUUUUUCUCUGACCCAGUAGAUGUAUUCACUCUUGUGCCAAUAGGGAGCUUUAGCAAUGGUAAUGGAGAUGACAACAAGAACAGCAAAAAAGCAAUAUGGUUCAUUAGCAAAUAGACAACUUUGAUGCGCAUCACAUUUUUUUGUACAUUUCUUUGUCAUCACUACAUAACCAUGACGUGAAAGUGCCUAGUUUCACAUUUUAUGCAGGACUUAAAAAAGUGAAGAUAAAUUUUUCUUUCUCUUUCUUGUCUUGAGUGCGGUCCCCAAGAAAUCAACUCCAGGGAAAUUUGCCUGCAUUUGACAUUAUCAGUGAAUAAAUACGGCAAAGUUUGAAAAAUGCUAAUUCAAUCUGAAAGUGAGGUUUUCCCUGCCGUCGCUGUCUUCGAUGCUAAAAUUCCCUUAUGUCUUAACAACAUCCACUUCCCAGCAAUGAUCUGUUAGGUCUGUUCCUUAGGUGACCCUUGUUUGGAGCCUUAAUUGCAGAGCUUAACAUUAAUUUUAGGGGGAGGGAUGCAGGUGGCAGGAGAUACUAUUUAUUAUAGCAAUUUCCAUGUUGUAAAACACAAUAUGAAUUACAUGUACAUUUUUGUAAAUUCAAAGGCUGUUGAUGAGCUUACUGGAAAGGAAUGGAAUGGUCAAAAGCUGUAUGCUGCCAGGGCUCAGAAGAAAGCUGAGAGGCAAAUGGACCUUAAGCAACAGUUUGAGAAGAGGAAGAUUGAGCGUAUCAACCGUUACCAAGGUGUAAACUUGUAUGUCAAGAACCUGGAUGAUACUGUUGAUGAUGCCUAUCUGCGUGAGCAGUUCAGUCAAUAUGGGACCAUCACUAGUGCCAAAGUCAUGAUGGAUGACAAGGAGAAUUCUAAAGGUAGUGUACUGGCUGUUUGAAUUUUAAAACCAAUCUUACUCUGGGCAGUGACAAACUUGAUAAGUUGACUAGACAAAGAACUUGCAGUCUCCUUCACAGCUAUAUUUAGGCUCAUCACGCAACACUCCUCCUCGUGACGAGCCUAAAAAUGGCUGCGAAAGAGACUAAAGAACUUAAAGCUUGAUGGAUUGUGGCAGGGCUCGAAAAAAGUGUCAUCUGUUAGUCCAUAACAAUUAGAUUUUCUUGUUUGGCAAGUAACUUAAAGCUUUCUUGUCCAAUGGGCAAGAGUCCAAGCAAGUCAUCCUCUAACAAAAUCAUUAAGUAAGAUGUGAAAGAAGUGGCUCCAGGCAAGCAAAAUGUGAGAGCUGCUUGCCCAUAGGACAAGCUGGAAUUACAUGUUUUUAGGAGCCUUGUCGUGGGUACUUCAGAUUUCAAAAUAUACUCUGACCCUUAUGACGUAUUGCGUGGUGCUUCAGUAUCCUGAGAUUGAUGCAUGCAUCGUGUACAUGCUUCUUUUGUGUUCAGCUCUAACAUUGGUACAAUUCACUGCAGAGCUUUUUUGUUGAUAGCAGUUCUGUGUAACAAAAAAAUAUAAUAUUGUCCGUGGAUUAGAUCAUCUAUUUUAGACUUCAUUAAGUCCUAUAAACGACAAUUAAAUUGUCCUUGCAAUGACCACUAUUUAAACACAGGAGCUAGAAAAUUCUUGUAAGGUGCGGACAAGUGAUAGAAGUUGAAAGUGGCUUUACCUAAACAGAUUAAGAACUCAAUCUCUUUUCUUAUUGUUUUCUUGCAGGGUUUGGUUUUGUUUGCUACUCAUCACCUGAAGAGGCUACUAAAGCUGUUACAGAAAUGAAUGGCAGGAUUUUGGUGUCAAAACCAUUAUAUGUUGCAUUGGCUCAGCGUAAGGAGGAGCGCAAGGCUCAGUUGGCAGCUCAACACAUGCAGCGUAUAGCUGGCAUGAGAAUGCAGCAGGUAUUUUAAUUAUUUAUUGGUACUUUCAAAGAUGAAACUGCAGUGCCUGCUAUUGGAUGGUUACCACCAAGGCUGUGCUUUAAGAAAAUUUGACGGAACACCAAGGGCUCUGAACCUGUAAAAGCCAUGGUGCCCAGCAACUGGUUUCUGUGAAAUAACUAAGGUUUUCUAGUUGACCGGGGCCACUGGGCACUGCUAGAGCACCGCCUUGCUUGCCACUGUCUUGGAUAAAAGGUUUUCCAGAGUUAAAGAGAUAACGUCAUUGUACAAGCAGGGUGCGCAUAGUCUUGAAAAGUCCUUGAAUUUUAGGGUAAGUCCUUGAAAAUUCCUUGAAUUCCAUUUUUCCGUGAAAAGUCCUUCAGGUUCUGUGCAAGUCCUUGAAUUUUCUUCAACUUUGAAUGUAGUGGCCUGGAAAGUGUUUUUGAAUGCUUUUUGGUUGUCCAAGGCGGAAUAUAAAUCAUAGCUCAGAGAAGUUAAUAAGAAGUUAACAAGUGAAAGCUUUUUUUAUUGUAUGCAAUAAUUAGCUAUCGAUUUAAGUCAAGUGAACUGAAAAAAGGAGGGAAGUUGGUUAAACAAACAGUUUCAAGCUUUAAAGUUCUGUUAAAAUGGACUGGGAAUGUGUAGUUUUGUACAAUCUGUGAAAUAACAUUCCUGGUAGGUGGUUGUUGAAAAGACCUUUAAAAAUGGUUGCAAUUUUUUGUGUGAAUACUGUGCAAGACGUCUCUAAAAUUGUGUUGUCCUAUACUGCCCUGCGGUUCCUGUGGUGCUUUGCUUGGUAUUGGCUGUCCACAGUUUGUAUUUGGGCAGACAUUUGUCCUGUGCAAUUAUGCAGUAGAUUGCUUCCCCGUAUAGCACUCUAUUAGUAUGGCUGCAGGAACAUUAAUUUUUGUGUAUUUAAGUUAAGACCCUUAUUGUGAACUGCGCUGCUUAUGCAUUGCAGCAUGGCUUACUAAAGGAAGGUGACUAUACUGAUCACUAUAUAUAAUGAUCAUCAGAAAUAUGUCUGAGAUGUUGCAUAUGCUUUGAAGACUUUUUGAGGGCUUUUAUGUCUGAACACGAAGAAGAGCAAGAUAAAAUGUCUCAUCAUUAUACUUUUUUAAAGUAGUGUUAUAAUCCAACUUCAUUUCUUGAUUUUGAAUGAGUGCAAACUAUUUUCAUAGUUUGCAUUUGUGCAAAAAUCAUGCAAGGUGUCAGUACAAAUUUAUCUUAGAUGCUGACCAGAAUAUUGGAAGUGCAAGAAAGUGUUGUGCACAAUAAUAAUGCAGAGUUAAUGAAGCUUGUUUGUAUCUCCUUAAUUUUAGGCAGCUGGGCAACAGGUUAAUCAAGUAUUCCCUCAAGCAGGAGCAUUUUAUAUGCAGCCAUUGGCCCAGGUAAAAUGAAAAAGUAAACUUUAGGUUUUAAAUUUCCUCACCUGUUGUAGGUACAGUGGAAAUGUGUUUGUCAUAUUGAAAACCUUGAUUUAACAAAUUUUGGGGAAAACAAGCAAAGUGUUCAUUGUAUCGAGGUAUAGUUAAUGAUUAAUUUUCAAUGCCCAGUGUUUUCGGAUAUGACAAUGUAAUAAACAUUUGUAUACGAAGUUGUUUUCUCAGUUCAGAGCUGUACAUAACUACGGCACUAGAAACAGAAGAACAGGCAAACAAAACUGCCUAAAACUACUGUACACAUGAAUUUUAUCCCCGUUGGUCUGUUUUGCAUUCAUCUUAAGCUAUCUUUCGGUCACAUGUUGACAUUUAUUUAUUUUGCCAAAUAAUCCUCGUCAUUUGGUUUUAAGUAGAUAUGCCAUGAAACUUGACCUUUGGACUAUCUCAAGUUGAAUAGUGCUGUUUGAAAGUGUCCUAAGUAUUUAAACUAGGGUCAAUAGUGGUCAAUUGUGUUAAAAAGGCUUGUUUCUUGUCCUUCCUAGGCUAGCCAACGUCCGUUCUUUACACCCCAAAUGCAGCAGAUGCGUCCUCGGUGGCAGCCUAUGCAACAACAGCAGCAGAUGCGACCUUCUGGAAUGCAAAUGCCAGGCGGUGGGCAGGUUCCAAGGGCAAGAGGCAUCCGUCAAGUACCUCCCAGGGGAGUGCCUGGCCAGCAGCAGCAGCCUGGGGGGGGAGGUCCAGGCCAACGUGUUGGAGGUAUGGCUCAGGGACAACAAGUGCGUGGUCUUGGAGCAAUGCAAGGCCAGCCACCGAGGCCAGCGUACAAGUUUCAGCAGAAUGUCCGUAACCAACCACAGACACAUCCAGGAGCAGUGCCAGUGCAGAACCAAGAACGUGUUCAACAGCCUAUUGCCAUACCGGUAAGAACAGAAAGAACGUUAUGCAGUUAAGCCAAAAUCAGCUUUUUUUGAACUGUGUGCUUACUGCUAAAAGAGGAGAAAAAUAAUAAGAAGAGCACUUUGAAACAUGGCAAGGAACAUGUAAAGUACAGUAACAAAACACAAUUUAAGACGAUAAAAAUCACUUAAUGAAUUUUCUUUAGUAAGACGUGCCGAAAUUCACCACCUAUCCUUAAUAAUUAACACCUUCAGAAGCCUAUUUAAGGCUUCUGACACUUUUAAUGUUUUUCAAGUUUUGAUAAAGAUGGUUGACAGUCAUCGAAACUGUCAGCAUCAAUAAGACGUUAAGACUGGCUAUGUUUUAAGAACAUUUUAAAUCAAUUCACCACCUAUGUCAACAUUAAGUCUGCAUACUUACAAACUUUCUGACAACCACCUGCUGGCAAUUUACUGGGUUAUAGAUCCUGAUUAGAUCUGAUUUCAGCAGGUCAACUUAUGAAGCUAACCGUGCAUUUUGGGCUUCUUCUUUUCCUUGUUUACUUUCUUGGCAAAAGAGCUGAGUGAUAAAAUCUCGAAGGGAGAGUGUUUGCGUUACUUUGUUUCUUGUUUUUCCUAAACUAGAUAGCUGCUGAAGGAACCACAUUCUGAACACCUCUGUUUGUCUUUUUAGGGACAAGAACCACUCGAUCCCAGUGUCCUUGCUGCAGCCACUCAUUCUGAGCAGAAACAAAUGCUAGGUGAGCGUCUGUUCCCCUUGAUCCAAUCCACCCACCCGCACCAGGCUGGCAAGAUCACUGGUAUGCUGUUGGAGAUUGACAAUGCUGAGCUGCUUCACAUGCUGGAGUCACGCGAGGCCUUGCAAGCCAAAACCGAGGAAGCUGUGUCCGUACUGAAGGCCCACAACGCUAGGGAGAAGGCAGACUCGAUGAAGAACUAACGCGUGGCCUGUGUCACUCAAGGUUCACUUUUACCGGAUCAAGUCUUUUGCAAAACCUUUAUGUUAAUUUGAACAUGGAUUUGACGAGUUAUUUCAGAAUGAUACGAAUAAAGUUGAUUUUUUCAUCAUUCUGUAAAAAAAGAUGUCGAUUUUUUAUUACUUGCGAAAAAAAAAACGUAUCGUAAACUAUAACCUCCCUCCCAGUAAUACAGUGGUAAUAGGCCCAUCCGCCUGUAAGCCAAAAAAUAUUUGAAUAUAAGCCCCCCUAAACUAAUGUAUUGAAAUGAAUUUGAUUUUAUUCAAUGACGUUAAAGCUUGACUUAAACCAGUAAAUACAAAACGUAUUUUAAUCAGCACUGCUAUAGCUUGUUUCGAAAACUCAGGGCUUAUAAGCGGCAGUUUACGGUAUUCGAACCACUGAUGACUCAAAAGAAAAAUA
Messenger RNA from Porites lobata, 9549 nucleotides. The record is from the annotation of a GenBank genome assembly. NCBI's taxonomy places the organism in Eukaryota, Metazoa, Cnidaria, Anthozoa, Scleractinia, Poritidae.